Molecule: messenger RNA, 2408 nt
Organism: Malania oleifera
Lineage: Eukaryota; Viridiplantae; Streptophyta; Magnoliopsida; Santalales; Ximeniaceae
Product: BTB/POZ domain-containing protein At2g24240-like
Exons: 1
Coding region: 662-1990 (442 amino acids)
Biological process (GO): protein homooligomerization
Molecular function (GO): protein binding
Source: RefSeq, a predicted model, not a curated record
GAGAGACUAGAGAGAGAGAGAGAGAGAGAGAGAGAGAGAGAGAGAGAGAGAGAGAGAGAGAGAGAAGUCAAUUUUUGAAAUCCAACCGCUCCAAUUCUUCAAUUCCAUUUCACCAAAUCCGGCGAUAUUGGAACCCAAUCCUUAAAUCAUUUCAUCUUCAAUACCCAGAUUGUGAUUUUUUGGAUUUCCAGCGAAUUGAUCUUCCACUGAUCCACGUCCUCUGUUCUCUUCAUGGUUUUCUUUGCCCCUUCUGCAACAAAAUCUCGUUGUCCCUGUCAUCUUUCCGUUCGAAAUAUCUUCUGGUCUUGGUCUUCUCCGCGUUCUCAUGGCUGUUUAGCUCUCCUCUGCUUCACGUCUAUCUCUCCAUCUCUACAAUUAAGUUCUUUAUAAUUCAAAAUUUUGAAAUCGUGUUAUUUAAGUCAACAAGAUUCUUUGUUUCGUACAGCGCCAUCAAUCACUCCCAUUUUCCUGGAAAAUUCCCGUUUCUUUCUCCCAGAAACCUCUGGUUUCUCAUCGGAGUUGAGCGUUGUUUAUCUCUAAUUUAUUUAUUUAUUCAUUCAUUUAUUGUGCUGUAAUUGUCACAUGUAAUUGAAUUUCCUCGUUUUGGUUGCCUCCCCCUUGAAAACCCUAUCUGGGUCUCUCAAUUUUGGGAGAUUAAGCCAUGGGAAUUCAGAGAGACAGGGUGAGAUUCAACGUUGGAGGCAAGAUUUUCGAGACUACGGCCACUACCCUAGGAAACGCCGGCCGCAAUUCGCUCUUCGGAGCCAUGUUCGACGACGAUUGGAACCUCCAGUCCACGAAUUCUGACGAACACUUCAUCGAUCGGAACCCAGAUUGCUUCGCCGUCCUCCUCGAUCUUCUCCGAACCGGGGAGCUUCACAUUCCAGCCACCAUACCAGAGAAGCUCUUGUACAGAGAAGCCUCGUUCUACGGCCUCCUCGACCACGUCCGCUCCGCAAAAUGGGGCCAAUUCGACGGCAACAGGCUCCGGCUGUCGCGGUCCGUCACCGGGCGGGCUCCCGGAGACGGAACAGCGAUUCGGGCCGGCCCCGACGGCGGGUGCUGCGUCGCGCACGGGAGCAUGGUUCACGUCUAUGAUUGGAUGCUGGAAGAACAUCCCCCAAUCAAUCUGGACUACCAGAGGGUUAACGACGCCGGGUGGAUCGAUUCGGAGAACAUCGUGAUCAGCGCUUGCGAGCGAUUAGGCCGCGGCGACGGCGGAAUGGGGCUGUUCAGCUCAUCAUCUGGCGAUCUCAGGUACAAGUUUCAUGUCACCCAUGAGAACCAAGUCAAGAGCUACACUGCUGGGGCUUUGAGUUUCAGCCCAGACUCGAAAAUAUUUUCUAGCUGUAGAGGCAGAAGCAAUGAGUAUGGAAUUGGUGUUUGGGACCAAGUGACAGGAAAGCAAAUAGAUUUUUUCUAUGAACCUCUUGGAUGGUCUCUUGGUGACGCAGACAAGCUCCAAUGGCUUCAAGGCAGGAACUGUUUGUUGGUUGCAACUUUGUUCCCAAGAAAAGAUAACUGUUACAUUAGCUUGUUGGACUUUAGGGAGAAGAGGAUGGUAUGGUCCUGGUCUGAUAUGGGGUCUUCCCUAACCAUCGACGAGAAGCGGGUUCGGGACGCCAUAGCCAUGGAAGAGACAAGCUCUAUCUGUGUGGUGAAUGAGUAUGAGGACUUGGGGUUCAUGGACCUGCGAAGCACGGUUGGCAGUGUGCGUUGGAGCUCAAGAAGUCGAUUACUGAAGGGUGGGAAGAUGCCGGAUGAGCCUUGUUACCCAAAACUGGCAUUGCAUGAGGGACAGCUGUUCUCUUCCAUGAAUGAUAGUAUAUCGGUGUUCUGCGGGUCUGACUGGGUACUGACAUCCAGGCUGCGACGGGGCUAUGGAGGUUCAAUUUGCGAUUUUUCCAUCGGCGGCGAUCGGCUCUUUGCUCUUCACAGCGAGGAAAAUGUGUUUGAUGUGUGGGAGACUCCAUCUCGCUCCAUCAUAUGAUGCUGAUGAUCAUGAUUCAGCUUUACCGGGUAUAUAUCUUGUUGCUGCAAAUUGGGAUUCGCCAGUUUUGACUCGAAUGCUCAUUCAUUUUUGUUUAGGUCACAGAACAUGAAAUUGCAGAAGAUGAAAUUGCAGGUAGUGCUUAUAGAUUAGAGUCUUUUUAUAGAGUGUUUUUCUUUGAGAAUGUGAGCUUGUAUAGAGAGUUUGCUUUUUGUUACAGAGAAGUGAAAUUGAUUGGGUUAUAUAAGAAUAUGAGAGAUUGAGGGUGUGGGGGUGUCUACAGAAGCUGCAUUCUUGAAGAAAUGCAGGGAGUGCUUCUGGUUUAAGUUAGAAACCUAGAGUGUUUUUCUUAGCAGUAUGAGAUUGUUUAGUGUUUGUUUUUUUGUCACAGAGAAAUGAAAAUCAUUCCUUAACGUCC